Molecule: messenger RNA, 1674 nt
Organism: Parnassius mnemosyne (clouded apollo)
Lineage: Eukaryota; Metazoa; Arthropoda; Insecta; Lepidoptera; Papilionidae
Source: the annotation of a GenBank genome assembly
AUGCAGACAGAAGACAUCAUCAUCGGCGGCGACGCAAAUGCCAGUAGCAUCUGGUGGGGUUGCAAGGCGGAUGACAACAGAGGAACACAGGUUAUGGAAACUUUGGCGGAACUCAAUUUGGAGGUACUAAAUACAGGAAAAGUGCCUACUUUUAGUGCAUACAGAAAAGACACUCUCUGUUCCAGCAUCAUAGAUAUUACCGCCUGUACAACAUCACUCUUGCACAAAGUCGAGAAUUGGAGAGUUGAUGAUUCUUUCUGCAAUUUAUCUAAUCAUAAGCCAAUUCUUUUCAAAUUGAGUACGUCAACUUCUUUUAAUGCGAUAAAAUUCAACAGCACCAGGAAAUACAACACAAGGAAAGCAAACUGGUGUCGUUUCGACUCUGAAUUUAAGAAGGCAUUAGACGAAAAUGGUCUGACCAAGGAAAGAAUAGGAAAAAUCGGAGCGACAGAGGAGGUUGACGAAAUCGUUAAAAAAUAUACAGAAAGCAUAACAAAAGCAUGUGAUGUGGCGAUUCCAAAAAUGGAAAGAAAACAGAUACCAAAAGCAGCUAAAUGGUGGAAUGCCGAAAUUAAAGAAAAAAAGGAGAUAACGAUCAGAUUAAGAAGGAGAAUAAGUAAUGCACACCCUGCAAGAAAAAACUGGGUUAUAGAACAAUAUCUCGAAGCACGACAACAAUACAAGAAAAGCAUAGAAGAUGCCACAACCAAAAGUUGGAAAGAACUGUGUACGAACGAGCAGAAAGAAAACGUGUGGCAACGCACAUAUCGCAUAUUGAAGGUCUGCUCUAAUAUAGAGGGAGAUAAACUACUUAAAGACCGAAAUGGGGCAAUCUUAUCAGAAAAAGAGUCGGCAACACUUCUAGCUGAAACUUUUUAUCCUAAAGACAGCUCAAACACCGAUACAGAGAAACAAAAUGAAAUUAGAAUAAAAACAAAGGAACUUAUAGCACAACUCGCAAAUAAUGCAAUAGAAGUUAAGACACCAUUUGCCAGAACUGAAAUACACCAGAUACUAAGUAACAUGAACGCGAAAAAAGCCCCAGGAGAAGACGGCCUAACAUCCGAAAUAUGCCAAGCUGCUUAUAAUAGUGAUCCAGAGGUUCUGGAACUCCUCUACAACAAGUGCCUCCAACUAGGAUAUUUUCCCAAAACCUGGAAAAAAGCAACCAUUAAGAUAAUCCCUAAGCCCAGUAAAGAAGAUUACACCAAUCCAAAAGCAUAUAGACUUAUUGGUUUGCUACCAGUACUAGGUAAGAUACUGGAAAAACUUUUUACGAAUAGAGUCCAGUGGCAAUUAGGAAAAGACGAAAUGAUGAACCAAAGACAGUAUGGAUUCACUCCACAGAGAAGCACCGAGGAUGCGUUAUAUGACACUAUAACAUUAAUCAAGAAUGGACUAAGGAAGAAAGAAAUAGUAAUACUAGUGUCAUUAGAUAUUGAGGGCGCAUUUGACAACGCAUGGUGGCCCGCAAUUAUUACAGAACUCAGAAACAAACAGGUUGAACCUACGGCAACGGAAAACUCUGCAGCCCACGUACAUGCCUUUGCUGACGACAUCUUAAUAAUAGCCUCAAAUAAAGAUGGCCAACAAUUAGAAAAAGAUGUAAACGAUACUCUUAAAAUAAUUUUAGAAUGGGGAGAUAAAACACAAGCUAAAAUUUGCCCCACAUAA